Molecule: messenger RNA, 2459 nt
Organism: Triticum aestivum (bread wheat)
Lineage: Eukaryota; Viridiplantae; Streptophyta; Magnoliopsida; Poales; Poaceae
Product: probable LRR receptor-like serine/threonine-protein kinase At1g56140
Exons: 18
Coding region: 218-2146 (642 amino acids)
Source: RefSeq, a predicted model, not a curated record
UUUACAGGCGUUGCUCAAAGCACAAAACUCAGACCAGCGCCGCCGCCGGCCGGCCGGAGUCCGACCCCGGAUCGAGGUAGGUAGCCAGCCCCCUCCCGAGACCCGGCCGUCCGCGACCUCGUCUCCGCUGCCGCCCGUGCUCCCCAGACCCGCGCAACGGCGCGAGGUCAAACCCACACACCCCAAAACCCCAAGGGAGGGCCUCCCUCCCUCCCCAAUGCUCCCACCCCAAGUCAACCCCUGCCUCCCCACGCCCAUGGCUCCCCUGCCCCUCCCCCUGCUCCUCGCGCUCGCCGGCCUCGCCGUCGCCGCCGCCCAGCCCUUCUUCCCCCCGCCUCAGCAGCAGUCCACCGACGCCUCCGACGCGGCCGCCCUGAGCGCGGUGUUCCAGCGGUGGGGUCUCCGGUACGGCCCGACGGUGAACCUGGGGGACCCGUGCGGGACGCGGGACUGGCCCGGGUCCUUCGCGAGGAACGCGUCCGUCGGCUGCAGCUGCGACGGCUCGCCCGUGUGCCGCAUCACGCACCUGAACGUCACCGGAUACUGGAAUCUGACCGAGAUCCCGCCGGAGCUCUUCAACUUGACGGAGCUGGUCUCUCUGGAUUUGAGCAAUAACAAUUUAAGCGGUUCAAUACCUCCAGAAGUUGCGAAUCUCUCCAAACUGGAAACAUGGCACUUCAACAACAACCAACUAAGUGGACCUUUUCCUAAUGAAUCUUCACCUUUAAGGAAUCUUCAAUCCCUGUGGAUGUUUGAUAACUACAUUGAAGGGUUAUUUCCAGAAUUUAUUGCGGACUUUACCAAUCUCACGGACUUGAGAAUAUAUGGGAUGAAACUUCAAGGACCUAUUCCAAAACAAUUCUCUAAUUUGGUCAAUCUGAAGUAUCUGAUGCUUGGUGAUCUUGAUGGUGCGAAUUCUACUAUAGAUUUCAUACCAGAUUCAGCAAAUCUUUCGAUAUUAUCUCUGAGAAAAUGUGGAAUCGUUGGCCAGUUCCCUAGUACUCCCCCAACUUUACCCAAUCUGACAUACCUAGAUUUGAGGUCAAACAAUUUAUCAGGCCAAUUACAACUACUGCUUCCGUAUAAGAGUUCAAGAUACCUGUAUGCGGGUGACAAUGACUUUAGUGGACGUCUGCCUGCUGAAUUUGUUCAGCCAUCACUUGCUUUGACUGUCAAACUAAGCUUUACCAGGGUACCAUUUCAGUUUCUACUACAUUCCAAAAUGGAUAUUUCCUAUAAUCCUUUUAUUAAUGGACUCCUUCCUAACAAUCCGACUGAUCGCAAGUUGUCACUAAAUUAUAUUGGGACUGCAAUUGAUACAAGCAGAGCGAUUAACAGUGAAAACCUCACUCUUCUCAACUGUCUCCACAUGAAAGAAUGCAACAGAAAAUAUUACACUAAUGCUAUAACCUCCUUUGCUGUAAACUGUGGCGGCAAGCAAACAAUUUAUUCAGAUCCAUUGCCAAUUAGAUUUGACGAUGACACCACUGACCUUGGAGCAGCAGGUUUUCAUGUUAAUACUAGCAUGCAAUGGGUAGUUAGUCAUGUGGGUUCUGAUCCUUUUCGUGAGUCUCCUCGUUUUGUAAAUACAAGUCAAGUUAUUCUGGGAACAGACAUGCCUGAACUGUAUCAAACAGCAAGGACAUCAAGAAGUGCUUUGUGGUACUAUAUAGUUGGUUUGUCUAAUGGGAAAUACACAGUUCAACUCUUCUUCGCGGAGAUAGUUAUUGAAAAGCCAGGAAAGCGCCUAUUUAACAUUGAUAUUCAGGAUCGAAAUAUCAAGACAGAUUUCGACAUUACUAAGGAAGCAGGGGGGUUCAGAAGACCCACAAACAUAACUUACGAAGUGACAGUGGUUAACUCGGUACUUAAGAUACAUCUGCAUUGGAAUGGACGAGGCACAUGCUGUAUUCCAUAUGAAGGAGCUUAUGGGCCUCUGGUAUCAGCAAUAAGAGUUUUUCGCCCCGAAAGUCCGAACAACAGCCCCCCACCAGCACGGCCAGUGUCUGCGCCAAGUAAUGAUGACAAGCGGAGAGGAGUGGUUGCAGGCAUUGCAGCCCUGUGUAUAGCUGCGGCGGUGAUCUCUUCGUCUGUUGUUUACCUUUGGUGGAAAUGGGUUGCACUGGUAAAGCAUCCAAAUGCAUGAGGGGAGUUCAGUUGUGCAUAGCAUGUGAAUUAGCCUAUGUACUGUAUCAUAUCUUCGCCGAGCUUGGUUGGGGGACAUGGACGCCUGUACAGGAAAACUCACCGCAUAGCGUGAAGAGGAGAGCAGCAUUGGUGUACAGUUCGGUUUACUGUCAGGAUUUUAGAUCUGUAGCUUUGUUUUGUUUCCCAUCCAUCGAUUGUAACUUGUAAGGACCACUCAGUCAUCUUCAUUCUUUAUUUGUUCGUUCAAACUUACUUCCAUGUAGUGCUGCCUUGUUGAAUGAGUAAUUAACACCUUGAGGUGUUCUUUGGAA